AUGAAUUACUGUGCCUCUGAAGGCACUAAAUGGAUUUUUAACCCACCAGCACAUCCAUGGAUGGGUGGUGUAUGGGAAAGGUUUGUUGGAUCUGUUAAAAGAAGUUUCCAAAAGUCAGUUGGAAGAAAGAAACUGUCAUUUGAACAGAUGGCUACUGUAGUCACUCGUAUAGAGGCAAUUACAAAUACACGUCCACUCACAAAACCCUCAGCAACUGAUCUUUCUGAAAUUCCACUCAGACCUAUUGAUAUUCUACAAGGAAAUUUCAAAUUCUCAAUUCCAAACUCUGAAAUGUCCAAUUUCAGAAACAAUCCCACAUUUGAGCCAGAGUUGAUACAAAUAGCUGCUCAAGCUUAUUAA
Molecule: messenger RNA, 360 nt
Organism: Necator americanus (New World hookworm)
Lineage: Eukaryota; Metazoa; Nematoda; Chromadorea; Rhabditida; Ancylostomatidae
Exons: 1
Coding region: 1-360 (119 amino acids)
Molecular function (GO): nucleic acid binding
Source: RefSeq, a predicted model, not a curated record